Molecule: messenger RNA, 1771 nt
Organism: Eruca vesicaria subsp. sativa (arugula)
Lineage: Eukaryota; Viridiplantae; Streptophyta; Magnoliopsida; Brassicales; Brassicaceae
Source: the annotation of a GenBank genome assembly
UAAAACUUAACCCAACCCAUAGAAGAAAAAAAAAGGAGACAAAAGAAAAUUCCAAUUUCUUUUGUGCAGGUAAUUAAGAAUGUUUUAGAAGAAAAUUCAAGUGAAAUUAAGAAGAAGCUUGUACCUGUCGUGGUCAACAAGAUUCAAGUUUCUUUACUUACUGUCGGAAUCUCUCUCUCCGUACAGAAUCUCCAUCACCAUGGAAGAGAGAGAAGGAACCAGCAACAACAACAUCAUAACCAGUUUUGGUCUGAAACAACACGUUGCUCCUUUUCCUCCUCCUCCUACUGGUGGUAGUGUUUACCAAAUGGACCCACCACGGUCUGAAAACCCUAACCCUUUUCCGGUGGGACUUCCCAACACCACCGCGGCAUCUGCCUCCGUCUCCGCCGUGGCGGCUAAAGCUUCCGAGAAUGCUGCUCCUCCUUUCAGCUUAACAAUGCCGGUGGAGAAUUCUUCUGCUGAGAUGAAGAAGAAGAGAGGAAGACCGAGAAAGUAUAACCCUGACGGCUCACUCGCCGUGACACUCUCUCCGAUGCCAAUCUCCUCCUCCGUUCCGUUGUCGACGGAGUUUGCUUCUCAGAAACGAGGAAGAGGGCGUGGGAGAGGGAGAGGAAGAGGUAGAGGGCGUGUGGAGCUACCGCCCAACAACAGCAACAACAAUAGUUGGGUCAAGAAUCCUCAGAUGUUCGAAUUCAACAGUUCUCCUGUUGUAGGAACUGGAGAUGUUGUUAGCGCAAGUUUUACUCCUCAUGUGCUCACUGUAAAUGCUGGCGAGGAUGUGACUAUGAAAAUAAUGACAUUUUCUCAACAAGGCUCUCUUGCUAUUUGCAUUCUUUCCGCAAACGGUCCCAUUUCUAAUGUUACACUUCGCCAAUCUACCACUUCUGGUGGUACUCUCACUUAUGAGGGUAAUUUUGAGAUUCUUUCUUUGACGGGUUCGUUUAUACCAAACGAGAGUGGAGGAACCCGAAGCAGAGCUGGAGGGAUGAGUGUGUCUCUUGCAGGACCUGAUGGUCGUGUCUUUGGUGGUGGUCUCGCUGGUCUCUUCAUAGCCGCUGGUCCUGUUCAGGUAAUGGUUGGGACUUUUGUUGCGGGGGAUCAGGAGAAGGAAACGCAGCAGCAACAGCAGAUGAAGAAGCAAAGAAGAGAAAGACUUGGCAUCCCCAUAACAACACAAGCUUCUAACAUCUCAUUCGGUGGUGGAUCAACAGAAGAUCCAAAGGCUAGAUACGGUCUCAACAAGCCUGUUGUUACUCAGCCACCACCCGUGUCCGCACCACCACAUGUGUCCUUUUCGCAUGAGCCGAGUACUAACGUGGCCCAAGGUGGUUACUACAGAAACAACACUGCUGACCAUAUAAGGGAUCUCUUCUCUUCUCUCCCAGGAGAGGAUGACGAAGAAGGUGAAGAUGAUGAAGAAUUUGGAGGCCAUACUGAAUCUGACAACGAGGUUCCAAACUGAUGAUUAUUGACUGAGUGAGUGAAUCCGAACAACAUCGAUGGUUCUUGAUCUUGAGCUGCCCUGCUGCGUUUUGUUCUUUGGUGCCUUGUGAUUCUUUAGAGUCUAAUGGGUUUUUAAUCUCUUAAAGAUUUUAGUUGUAUUAUUAAACAGUGAUACCUUCACUAAAGAGUUAGGGUUUAUUAGAGGAUGUAAUAUCUUUAGGGUUCGUUCUUUUGUCCCUACUGGUUGUUGUAGAAUUGCAAAACUUAUGUGUGUGCUCUCUCAUUCGGUUUACUCUUUAAUGACUUUCAUUUUGACAAAUCAAAG